AAGAAGACCACUGGUAGAGCAGCUGGAUUUCCUCACCGUGUGCUUGGGACUGUAACCUUUGAUCGCGAACUUUGACAAAGUGAACUUUGACCUUGCAGUGAAGCUCAAGAUUUGUUGCAGACAUGAUGUGGGAAACCUUGCCUGGAUCGAAAUUAACCUGGAUUACACUGUGAAGGUGAAGGUAGAAAGUGUGUGUGUGUGGAUUUGAAUUCAGCAGCAUGGAUCAGUGUGAGGACCGAGAGGAGGGAGUCCCUCCCUCUAAAACCACUCUGUGUGGGGAGCAUGAGAGCCAGACCAAAGCUCAGAGGAACCAACCUGAAGCUGAACCCAGUUGUGUGUCCUUAAAGAGUGAUGCCUCAGUUGAACGCCACAUUGAAUUUAGAAAACAACAACCCUCUGCUGCAGGGAGAAAUACAGUUAGGACUACAGCUGGAUCUGACUCCAGUCCUGAACCUAGCAAUGUGUCCUUGAAGAGCACCGCCUCGGCUGAACGGGUCAUUGAAUUUAAAGGACAGCCCUGUACUGCGGAGAGUAUCACCAGGUCAGAUGUUCCCACUGGUCCGACUGUCCCGCAGGAUAAAACACACCUGGACUCCAUAUUUAAGCUGUUGGAGGAGAACCUCAAUGCUUUUGUGAAGAAUGAACUGAGAAAGAUCCAGAAGGUUCUAAGUCCAGAUUACAUAAAGAGUCAGGCAGAGGAGGUGUUGCGGGGUGACCAUGAGAUGGAGCGGAAGAGCAGCAGUGAGGCAUUUCUUAGGAUCACAGCGAACUUCCUGAGAAUAAUGAAGCAGGAGGUGCUGGCUCAACGUCUGGAGAAUAGAUUCCCCAUCAUGUGUCAGAAUAAACUUAAAUCUAACCUGAAGAAGAAGUUCCAGUGUGUGUUUGAGGGAAUUCCUAAAGAAGGAAAUCCCACCGUUCUGAAUCAGAUCUACACAGAGCUGUACAUCACAGAGGGAGGAACUGCAGAGGUCAACCAAGAACAUGAGAUUAGACAGAUUGAAACAGCAUCCAGGAAAUCAGACAGACCAGAAACAACAAUUAGACAAGAAGACAUCUUUAAAACUUCACUUGGAAGAGAUAAGCCAAUCAGAACAGUCCUGACAAAGGGAGUGGCUGGCAUUGGAAAAACAUUCUUAACGCGGAAGUACACACUAGAUUGGGCCGCUGAAAAAGCCAACCAGGACAUCCAAUUCAUGUUUCCAUUCACUUUCAGAGAGCUGAAUUUGUUGAAAGAGAAAAAGAUCAGUCUGGUGGAACUUGUUCAUCACUUCUUUACUGAAACCAAAGAAGCAGGAAUCUGCAGCUUUGAAGACUUCCAGGUUCUGUUUAUCUUUGAUGGUCUGGAUGAGUGUCGACUUCAUCUGGACUUCGACUACACAGAGACCCUGACUGACGUUACAGAGCCCACUGCAGUGGGUGUGCUGCUCACAAACCUCAUCAGGGGUAAGCUGGUUCCAUCUGCUCGAAUAUGGAUAACCACACGACCUGCAGCAGCCAAUCAGAUCCAUCCUGAGUGUGUUGACAUGGUGACAGAGGUUAGAGGGUUCACUGAACAACAGAAGGAGGAGUACUUCAGGAAUAGAUUCAGAGAAGAGCAGGCCAGCAAAAUCAUCUCCCAUAUCAAGACAUCACGAAGCCUCCACAUCAUGUGCCACAUCCCAGUCUUCUGCUGGAUCACUGCGACAGUUCUGGAGGAUGUGCUGAAAACCAAAAAGAGGAGAGAGUUGCCUAAGAACUUGACUGAGAUGUACAUCCACUUCCUGGUGGUUCAGGCCAAAGUGAAGAAGGUCAAGUAUGAUGGAGGAUCUGAGACAGAUCCACACUGGAGUCCAGAGAGCAGGAAGAUGAUUGAGUCUUUGGGAAAACUGGCUUUUGAGCAGCUGCAGAAAGGAAACCUGAUCUUCUAUGAAUCAGACCUGACAGAGUGUGGCAUCGAUAUCAGAGCAGCCUCAGUGUACUCAGGAGUGUUCACACAGAUCUUUAAAGAGGAGAGAGGCCUGUACCAGGACAAGGUGUUCUGCUUCAUCCAUCUGAGUGUUCAGGAGUUUCUGGCUGCUCUUCAUGUCCAUCUGACCUUUAUUAAGUCUGCUAUCAAUCUGCUGGAAGAUCAAAUCUCCCAGAAGUGUGAAACAAGAGAAUUUGCAGUGACACAAUUCUUUGUGAGUGCUGUGGACAAGACUUUAAAGAGUCCAAAUGGACACCUGGACUUGUUACUCCGCUUCCUUCUUGGUCUCUCACUGAAGGAAAAUCAGACUCUCCUACGAGGUCUUUUGACACAGAUAGGAUGUAGCUCACAGACCAAGCAGGAAAAUAUCCGGUACAUCAAAGAGAAGAUCAGUCAGAAUCUGUCUGCAGAGAAAAGCAUCAACCUGUUCCACUGUCUGAAUGAACUGAAUGAUCAUUCUCUAGUGGAGGAGAUCCAACAAGCCCUGAGUUCAGGAAGUCUCUCUACAGAUAAACUGUCUCCUGCUCAGUGGUCAGCUCUGGUCUUCAUCUUACUGUCAUCAGAAGAAGAUCUGAAUGUGUUUGACCUGAAGAAAUACUCUGCUUCAGAGGAGGCUCUUUUGAGGCUGCUGCCAGUGACCAAAGCCUCCUGCAAAGCUCUACUGAAUAUCUGUAACCUGUCAGUGAGAAGCUGUGAAGGUCUGUCCUCAGUUCUCAGCUCCCUGGCCUCUAAUCUCAAAGAACUUAACCUGAGUAACAACAACCUGCAUGAUUCAGGAGUGAAGCUGCUGGCUUCCGGACUGAAGAGUUCGCAUUGUAUAGUGGAAAGUCUCAGUCUAUCGGGCUGUCUGAUCGCAAAAGAAGGCUCUGAUUCUCUGGCCUCAGCUCUAACGUCCAACCCCUCCCAUCUGAGAGAACUCGACCUGAGCUACAAUCAUCUGGGAGAGUCAGCAGUGAAGCUCUUGUCUUCUGGACUGGAGAAUCCAGACUGGAGUCUGGACACUCUCAGGGUGGAGCCUUCAGGAGAACAAUGGUUGACACCAGGUCUGAGGAAGUAUUCCUGUCAACUCACAAUCGACACAAACACAGUACACAAGAAUCUUAAGCUGUCUGACAACAACAGGAAGGUGACAUAUGUUAAGGAGGAGCAGCCAUAUCCUGAUCAUCCAGACAGAUUUGAUGAAUGGUGCCCCCAGGUGCUGUGUAGAGAAGGUCUGACUGGUCGCUGUUACUGGGAGGUCGAGAAAAAUGGACAGGUUCACAUAUCAGUGAGUUAUGAAAGAAUCCCAAGAAAAGGGCACAGAGAUGAAAGAAAUGACAUUGAAUUCGGAUUUAACGAUCAGUCCUGGUGUCUCAGCUUCUCUAAACAAGGUUGCUUUGCUUGGCACAACAAUAGAGAAACGUUCAUCUGCUCUUCCUAUUCUUGGUCUGGCAGAGUAGCAGUGUAUGUGGACUGUCCUGCUGGCACUCUGUCCUUCUACAGAGUCUCCUCUGACACUCUGAUCCACCUCCACACCUUCAACACCACAUUCACUGAACCUCUUUAUCCUGGGUUUGGGUUUGUGUUCAGAACAACAUCAGGGUUUUCGAUCUCUCUUGAUUCUUCAGCUUCUCUGUGUUCAGUUUAGUAUAAAUAGCGUCUUGCCUUAUUAUUUCUCUCUGUACUGUCCAAACUUUGAUGUCACCAUGUCUUGAUGAAUGAAUGAAGUUAUAAGUGUAAUCAAAUAGAAAACAUCAUUUUAUGGUCUUCAACUUUAAAGAAACCUCUCUAUAUAAAGAAUGACAUUUAUAUUGAGGAAAAAGGAUUUAUUUUCAAUAUAAAUGUCGGUUUUUAAGCCUUCCUUGCAUACUGUCUGGGUAAAAUUUGACCCUUUUUUUUUUUACAGUAGAGUUCAUUACCCUUAGUACCAUUCGUUUUAGCCUUUGAAUUUUUUAAUUUGAUUUUUGCCAAAGUGAUACCACAAUUAAAAUAUUUCAGAACUUAGUGUAUGUUGCUACAGAUGUUUGUACACUGAGCAUGUUCCAGGACAGAUUUGAUUAUGCAUUGAAUCAGCAGCAGAUGUUAGCACUUCCAGACGAGCUGUUGAACAGAGAUGAACUUCAUCACAUCUUCACUAAUGUCAUGUAACUGUGUGUUGUGAUGUUACGUCUGACAUUAAAGCCCUGUCAUGUGACUGACUUAACAUGUUUAUUGAACAUCUUGAACAUUUAUGUUAACAAAAAAACUCUGUAAACACUUAUCCACUCUCUUUCUGUCACUCUUGGGGAGGCACUUCAAGUCUUUGAAACAAGGAACCAAAGCUAUAUAAAGCGUGUGUUCUCAACAAUAUUAAUAGGUCUGCAGUUUGUUGCAAUCCGCUUGGCAAUUGUGUCAGUCAAUAUGUCCGAGGUAGACUUACUGAGUCCCCAAUGCUCCGUGAGUGGUUUGUUGCAAGCUGGGUGACGCAUUAGCCAAAGUCCUAGCAGCAUCCCCAACUAACUUAUGCUUCGCGUCACUGUGAUAUUUUAAGAUGGAGGCGCUUUGGUGAAAAGAAAAUUCCUUCUUGCACAAUGUGUCGGUGUUGGUCGACUGUUCCAUCUUGUUAUUUUUUUAAUACUCAAAUUUCGCAUCGAGAGGGCCAAUGUGCGUUUAUCAUCUUCCAUAUUGAGUUGAUUGGUUCAGCUGCCCGUCACUACCAGAUCAGCUGCCCAUUUGCGCAUGUACGAAGGUAACUGUAUUUGGACAAACUGCCCAAAAUGCAUUGACAGAAACAUUUCAGGGAUUUUGAGUCAUUCUGCACUCCAGAUGCGUUAAUUGCAUAAAAAAUUUUAAUCG
Messenger RNA from Pelmatolapia mariae (spotted tilapia), 4759 nucleotides. Its product is annotated as NLR family CARD domain-containing protein 3-like. Bases 219 to 3572 code for a protein of 1117 amino acids. The record is from RefSeq and is a predicted model, not a curated record. Lineage: Eukaryota; Metazoa; Chordata; Actinopteri; Cichliformes; Cichlidae. Gene Ontology annotation, biological process: intracellular signal transduction. Gene Ontology annotation, molecular function: protein binding. The transcript has 13 exons.